AGUACGGGCUCUGACAGCGCCGCACGCGCCCGCCCGCCCGCAGUAGGGAGGGGAGAGAAGCCAGCGAGGAGGAAGGGGAGGAAGAGAGAAAGGGAGCGAAGCUAUGAGAUCUGAGCACCAGCGGCCGAGGAGACGUCGGUGCCCGUCUUGCUGCUGGUGCGUUCAGUCCUGAGUUGAAACAUGUUUAGAGCUCAGAAUGUGGAGAUUUCAAAUACUGUUCUGAAGAAAUUAGUAUGCCACAAGUGGUUAAAGAUCUAACUCAGAAACACUUUCACUGAUCUAUGCUGUCCUGACCUUAAAACAAGAAUUAGUAAUGAAGCCACCAUUAUGUCCUCAGUCAACGAAGUGAAUGCUGACCUCAAAGAGUUGUUAAAAAACAUUAACUUGGAGCAGUAUCUUUUGCGCUUUCAGGAGUCUGGCUACCAUACUGUGAAGGACUGUGCAGAGAUAAAUGACAGCAUACUACAGAAAAUUGGAGUGUUGCCUACAGGCCAUCGAAGAAGGAUCCUCAAACAGUUAGAGAUGAUCCUUUCAAAACUGCAAGACCCUGUUGUAUAUGCAAAUGUCCAGAAAAGAAAGAAGGACCCAGUGAUAUUAAAGGAUGAACAAGCUUUGUCUUCUGGUCCCGAUACCUGGAUAAAACUUGCUGGUUUGUGUGGGAAUCAGAGCAUUGGCCUAGAGUCGUUGGAGGCUUCAGCAACAAUUCCUGGCAGAAAUGAUAUCUGUAAUGAAAAUAGGCAGUCUACAGAAUCAGUUGAUACAUCUUCCCUCACUAAACAGAGUGAUUUUCCUCUUCUAGACAGUAUGUCCCCACAGAGUUUGGAUUGUUGUCAAAAUGUUGCCCUUGACAGUGGAAAUACAGAGAAUACAGCUUUGGUUACAAAAAAGAAUGUGGAUUGCGCAGAAGAAAAAGAACAAAUAGGAAAAGUUGGUUGGAACUUAGACAAUCCUGAAGUCUUUCAUAAUGAGGACAGAGGACCUCCUUCCUCCAUUGAUUAUUCUAUUUCCAAAACGAGUUUUGAAAAUGAGCCUGGGAUUUUAUCAGCUAGACCACCUCCAUCUCCAUUCUUUGAAUUUAAAGGAGAGAUGAUUGUAAAUGACUUGUAUAUAUCAUCAACACAAAAUCUAGUACCUAUGAGGAGUCGUAGCAAAUUGGUUUCCAGACCAUCACGAUCUUUCAUGCUGAGACACAGGCCUGUGCCAGAAAUCCCCGUGUCAUCCAAAGGAGCUGUGUCAGGGAGCUAUGCCCGCGAGAGGAGAAUUGGUGGUAACUCCAAUGGAAAGACAUUCACUAUGCAAAAGUCACUUGAAGAACAGUCAUCUUUGAUCUUUCCACAUGGAGAUACUUUUCUUUUUAAGAGCACAGAAAAUUCCAAGAAAUCCUUGAAAAAUGAAUUUUGGACUGUGGAAGAAAAACUUAAAAAAGAAGCAGGUCCUGAAAGGAGUUUGUUUUUUGGACAAUCAAGCAUAUAUGAUAACAGAAUGAGAACAUGUGAAGACAAAGUGGAAGAUAUUUGGAUUCCUCGAGAAGAUAAAACUGCUGUUCCAUUAGACUCUGCUUCUGAGUCAGAAUAUUCCACUGUGGAAGAAUGUUUUAACAGUUUAAGAAGAGGAAAUUCCAAGGUGUCCAAGUCCAAGGCUCAAAAAGGGAGUUUGGAUUUAGCUGCUAACAGGCACAGUUAUCCACAAAGUUCCAUUAGUGGACUUGUUGAUCAACCAACCUUGACUUCAAACUCCAUAUCACCCUAUGCAUGUUAUUAUGGAUCAUCAGCAAAAAAGGUCAAAUCAGGAUGGCUGGAUAAGCAGUCUCCUCAAGGAAAACGUAUGUUUCAGAAGCGAUGGGUGAAAUUUGAUGGCUUUUGCAUUUCUUAUUACAAUAAUGAAAAGGAGGUAUAUUCAAAAGGAAUAAUUCCUCUCUCUGCUGUAUCAACAAUUCGGGGUCAGGGAGACAGCAAAUUUGAAGUUGUAACAUCACAAAGGACUUUUGUAUUUAGAGUAGAAAAAGAAGAGGAAAGAAAUGACUGGAUCACUAUUCUGCUAAAUGCACUGAAAUCUCAGCCGCUUGCUCCUCAGUCUCGAUCAGUUCUACCUGAGAAGUGUGGAUAUCUGGAAUUAAGAGGAUACAAAGCUAAAAUUUUUACCGUGUUGAAUGGAAGCAAUGUGUGGCUCUGCAAAAAUGAGCAGGAUUUUAAGAGUGGACUUGGUAUUACUAUAAUUCCUAUGAAUUUAGCAAAUGUAAAACACGUGGAUCGGACUGUAAAACAAUGUUUUGAAAUAAUCACUCCCUACAGAAGUUUUAGCUUUACAGCAGAGUCGGAGAAAGAGAAGCAAGAGUGGAUUGAAGCCGUGCAGCAAUCGAUAGCAGAAACUCUCUCGGAUUAUGAAGUAGCUGAGAAGAUUUGGUUCAAUGAGUCAAACAAGAACUGUGCUGAUUGUAAAGCGCCAGAUCCUGACUGGGCAUCCAUCAAUCUCUGUGUUGUCAUUUGUAAGAAGUGUGCAGGACAACACCGAUCUUUAGGACCAAAAGAUUCAAAAGUUCGCAGUCUGAAAAUGGAUGCCAGCAUUUGGAGUAAUGAACUCAUUGAGCUUUUUAUUGUCAUUGGAAACAAAAGAGCAAAUGACUUUUGGGCUGGAAAUCUUCAAAAAGAUAAAGAAUUACAUGUAGAUGCUCCAGUAGAAGAAAGAAAACUUUUUAUUACUCAGAAAUAUAAAGAAGGACGAUUCAGAAAAACCCUUUUAGCCUUUCUUACCAAAGAAGAGUUAAACAAGGCCUUGUGUGCUGCAGUAGUUAAACCAGAUGUUCUUGAAACAAUGGCGUUAUUGUUUAGUGGAGCUGAUGUAAUGUGUGCAACUGGAGAUCCUGUUUACAGCACCCCCUACUUACUAGCUAAGAAAGCGGGACAAAGUCUGCAAAUGGAAUUUCUCUAUCACAAUAAAUUCUCAGAUUUCCCCAAACAUGACAUUCAUUUUGAAAGUGGAUUACCUCAAGAAUCUUCACAUUCCACUUUUCUCUGUGACUUUUUGUAUCAGGUUCCUUCUGUGGCCGCUAAACUAUCUACAGAGAAAAAAAUGAUUGAAGAAACAAAUAAAAAAUGGUGUGUUUUGGAAGGGGGCUUCUUGAGUUAUUAUGAAAAUGAUAAGGCAACAACUCCUAAUGGCACAAUUAAUAUGAAUGAAGUUAUCUGCCUUGCUAUACACAAAGAGGACUUCUAUAUAAAUACCGGGCCCAUCUUUACCUUUGAAAUAUACUUAGUCUCAGAGCGUGCUUUUUUAUUUGGUGCUGAAACUGCGCAGACUCAAAGAAAAUGGACACAGGCAAUAGCCAAGCAUUUUGUUCCCUUUGCUGCUGAAAAUUUAGCAGAAGCUGAGUAUGACUUGAUUGGUCAAUUGUACUACAAAGAUUGCCAUACCCUGGAUCAGUGGAAAAAAGGAUGGUUUGCUAUGGACAAGUCUAGACUACAUUUUUGCCUUCAAAUGGAAAAUGCUGAAGAAGAGUUGAUGUAUUUAAGGAGAUUACAGGAACUAACAAUCAGCACAGUGAUCCAAAAUGGAGAAAAAAUAGAUGUCUUGCUCUUGGUUGAAAAAGGAAGAACAUUAUACAUCCAUGGUCAUACUAAGUUGGAUUUCACAGUCUGGCAUACUGCAAUUGAAAAAGCUGCAGGUACAGAUGGUAAUGCAUUACAAGACCAGCAGCUCAGCAAAAAUGACGUUCCCAUUAUAGUAAACAGCUGUAUAGCAUUUGUUACACAGUAUGGUUUAGGAAGCAAGCAUAUCUAUCAGAAAAAUGGUGACUCUUUCCGCAUAAGUGAGCUCCUGGAAAGUUUCAGAAAAGAUGCAAGAAGCUUUAAAUUGAGGGCUGGGAAGCAUCAGCUAGAAGAUGUGACUGGCGUGUUGAAAAGUUUUCUGUCUGACAUAGAUGAUGCGCUUCUUACUAAAGAGCUGUAUCCGUACUGGAUCUCUGCAUUAGAUACUCAAGAUGACAAAGAAAGGGUUAAAAAAUACAGCACAUUUAUCCGUACACUUCCAGGGGUCAACAGGGCAACUUUGGCAGCUAUAAUUGAACACCUUUACAGGGUUCAGAAAUGCUCAGAGAUCAACCAGAUGAACUCUCACAGUUUAGCUAUGGUAUUUUCAUCCUAUUUGUUUCAAACUAAAGGACAAACUAGUGAAGAAGUAAAUGUAAUUGAAGACCUAAUUAACUAUUAUGUUGAAGUGUUUGAGGUUAAAGAAGAUCAAGUUAGGCAAAUGGAUAUAGAGAACAGCUUUAUUACUAAGUGGAAAGAUACUCAAGUUUCACAAGCUGGAGAUUUGCUCAUUGAAGUAUAUGUUGAAAGAAAAGAACCUGACUGUAGCAUCAUAAUAAGAAUAUCACCUGUAAUGGAAGCAGAAGAAUUGACAAAUGACAUAUUAGCAAUAAAGAAUAUCAUCCCUGCCAAAGGGGAUAUAUGGGCUACAUUUGAAGUCAUUGAAAAUGAAGAACUUGAGCGCCCACUUCACUAUACUGAGAAUGUGCUAGAACAAGUACUUCAGUGGAGCUCAUUAGCAGAGCCUGGCACCGCGUACUUGGUGGUGAAGAGAUUUCUAACCAUGGAUGUAAUUAAACACUACAAUGAAAAGAGUGCAAUGGAAAGUGUAAAAGAAGGAGUCUUGAAAUUCAAGGAAGAACCUUCUAAAAUAUUGUCUGGAAGUAAAUUUCAAGAUCGGUACUUUGUUUUGCGAGAAGGCUAUCUCUUUCUUUAUAAAGAUAUAAAGAGUAGCAAACCAGAUAAAAUGCUUCCUCUCAACUCACUGAAGUUUUACCUUGGUGUGAAAAAGAAAAUGAAAACUCCAACAAGUUGGGGACUGACAGCAUGUUCAGAGAAACACCACUGGUAUAUGUGUUGUGAUGGUCCAGAAACACAGAUGGAAUGGUUGACCAGUGUUUUUCUUGCCCAGCAUGAUAAUGAUAUAUGGCCACCAGCUGGAAAAGAACGUAAGCGAUCUAUAACCAAAAAUCCCAAAGUUGGCGGUUUGCCUUUAAUUCCCAUCCAACAUGAGAAAAAUACUAACCAAGCCAGAAGAAAUAUAGAGAAUGCAAAAGCAGGACUUGAAAAGCUGAAGCCUCCUGAAAAGCAGGAAAAAGAGCAAAUGGAAACUAGUCUAAGAGAGCGAGCCUCCAUGGUGGCACAUUGCCUGGAACGCAAGGAGGACAAACUCCGAAACCGGACUAAAAAACACCGGAGUUUGAACUGUCUGGAGGACUCAGGUGCUGAUAUUCUUCACAGUCAUCACAAAUCACAUAAAGACUUCAAGAUUCUGAGGAAGAUUGAGGACAAAAAUAGCAAAUCUACUUUGGAAGCUGAUAACAAAUUACCAUCCAAAGUGAUUGAGGAACUCAAUGUUGUUCUACAGAGAACAAGAACCCUCCCGAAAGAUCCAUAGUGGGGAUUUGACCAAAAGGAAAAAUUGGUUUCCUUAAACAGUGUAUAAUAGGUUCAUUGGUAAUGCACAGAAUAGCCAAGACAAGGCUCCAUGUUUGUAAUUACUACAAAAUGCCGAGAAGUUUAAUACAAAGUAUGUGUAUAUGUGGUACCAUUAAAUGAGUAUGGUAAGAUUUACUGUUGUGAAUAUAGAUUAAUGUAAAGUUAUAAUGGAAUCAUUCACUUUUGUACAGUCAGACGUUUCCUCUGAGGACUCUGCCUAUUUUAAGUAGUGACGGUUAUUAGAGAUGUUGAUUAAAAGAGGAAUCCUCUGAAAACAGAGGCCUCAUGAUGCACUGUAUUUAGUAUAUGAUGUGUGUUUUUUUUCCCCAAAAUGAUUUCAUUGAAUUUGAUAGAUAUUGCACUUUGAGAAACUUUGUGUGUUGGGUUGCUGCAUGAUUUUAGGUUUACAGAGCUAAAGCCUUGAAGGGCAUGAUAUUGUGUAAUUAAUGGUUAUCAUUUAGUGGCUUAAUCUGAAUCAGUCCUUGAAAAGAAGAAAAGGAUUUCACAGAUUCUUAGAAACAAGGACUGUGGUGUAACAGAAGCUACUUGGGGUCUGCUUCAGGUCAGUAGUGACUAGAAGCUGUUAAUGGGACUUGGUGUGGCAGUGUGAAGCAGAAGUGAAUCUAGCACUUUUUCUGUAUUUUCCAGUGAAUGGUAUUUAGAUCACUACAGUAGCUUAAUUGUAAACUUGGGUCCCUUUUCGUAGUGUUUUGAGUGAAAUAAGCCAUAGAUUACAUUCACUAAACUUUUGUUCUUUAUAGCUGGCUUGAAAGGCCAUUCAUUAGACAACAAACUAAUAAGCAAGCCUUGAAAGGAGCACAGAUUCUAUUAUAUUCAUUGAUUAUAUAAGAGCAAUAGCUAUAAUCUGUGUGUACGUGUGUGGGUACCCACAUAUCUAUAUCUAUAUCCAUCCCUGUAUAGACAAGUAUAGGGAGAUAUACACAUGCCUAGACAGAUAAUAUAUGUGCGUAUAUGUAUGUACACACAUGUAUGUAUAUACAGAUAUGCACACAGACACAUUAUGUGUAUAUAAUGCACGUGUGUGUAAUUGCUUUUACAUAGUCAAUAGGCACAAUAUAUUUUAUGCUCCUUUAAAGGCUUGCUCAUCAGUUUAUAGUCUGGUAAGGAAUAUAUAUAUAUAUAUAUAAUGUAUAUAUAUACAUGUAUAUGCAUAUGCACUGUAUAUGCAUAUGUAUGCAUGUAUGUAUGUCUGUAAAGCACAAAAACAUUAAGGUUCCCCUUCCCCAUCAGGUAAAACUAAAGAAUGAGAUGUAAUAUUAUUAUUUGAAUGCUGAUAUUUCAUUUGAAAGGUGCUGGGUCACAGAGCUGGAAGGGGCAUUAGCAUUCAUCUAGCCUAACCCUCGAAUUUUACCAGUUAGGAAACUAGGGCACUUAAAGCUUAUGUGACUUGCUCAAAGUCAAUUUUUCACCACGUUGUUGUUGGUCUUCUGUUAAAUUAAAGUAUGGUCAUCUAAGAAACUAUGAUAAAGACAGUUUUUCUGUAUCUCAGUAUAAAGAUAUUGAAGCCCCUCUCCAUUCUAGAUCAAAUGAGAUAAUAUAUGUAAAGCACUUAGCAUAAAGCCUGGCACAUAGUAGGUGCUUAAUAAAUACUUGUUCCCUUCUACCCUAUUGAACUGGACACUGAGUAUGAUUUGCUCCUAAUUUAAUCCUGGAUUAUGGCAAGAUAACACCUUUAUCCCCUAAUUUUCAAGCCUGGAGGAAGUACGAGGACUAAGGUUCAAAUCAUACCUGUGACACUAAUUGUGUGACCUUGGACAAGUCACUUAAACUCCCAGCCCUGAGUUUACUGGUCUGUAAACAUGAAAGGGUCAGGUUUCAAUGAGCAUUGAUGUACCUUUCUGCUCUAGAUCUGUGAUCUUUAUGGAUGAUGUCAGCUUUUAAGUUGGAAAGCAUCUGUACAGCCAACUAUUUUUCUUUUCUGGCAUUCUCCUUCUUAUUGUUAUUCAUUUGUCUUUUAAAUGUCCGGAGUUCAUCUGUAUGGAAAUGUCAUCAAAGAAUGAUCAUACUCUUUGGCCAGUACAGAACCUGAUGCAGUACUCCAUGAUUUAUUGUGCCAUCAUUUUCCUGCAAUGGUGGCAAGAUAAAUAAAUGCUUCAGGCAGCAGAUAGUACUCAAGGAAGGGAGAGAGCUGCUCUUUCAUUGGAAAUGAAUUGUAAAAGGAAGAGAAACUGCAGGACAGUUUACUAAGUAUUCACAACGGUUUGGGAACCUCUGUGGCAGAAACCACGAUAGGUAAGAAGGAAAAAAUCAAUCCACAUGAACUGCUAUUCAUAAUCAUUAUAUUUUAGUUUAGUUUUUGCUUUUAAGUAUGAAGGCAUGUUGAGUAUGAUCUGUUUUGAAGUUGGCCUCUUUUUUUUAAAAAUGCUUUCCAGAGUAUCUGAAGUAUCCCAAGUUGUUCCGGAACUGAAGUUUUACAAGGGUCACCUCCCACCCCUUCAAACAUCACCCCCUUUAUUUUUCUUCUAUGUUGCUGUAAGAGUUGAAUGCUGUACUGUAUGUGAAGUGCCUUGUAAAGUGCUUUGUAAAUGCCAAUUUUUAAUUGUUUGUAACUAUGCCUUAAGAAUUCUAUAAAAAUAGGCUUUUAAAAAUCUGUUUAAAUGUGAUUGCAGUUCUUCCCAAGGAUAUGCACAAGUUGAAAAUGGUUCCGUUAUAGAGAAGUGAUAUCAGAUCAAAUUGUUUGCCAGUUUAUUGAAACAGAUGCUGCCUGGUGUUCCCAGACUGUGUGGCUGAGCUUUCUGCAAUUUGUGAUUCUGACAUUGUCAAUGGAAAAAAGGGGGGGGGGGCGGUGUCUUUCAAAAAGGUAAACUUCUACAUACACUGCAUAGAAGUGACUGGAGGCACUGUUUCAUUUCUAAAAUCACUAAAAUUCAUUUCAAGCACAUUACUUUGUUGUUCUAUUUAAAUUAUAUAACCUGAUGGCUCCUUAAUGCUGCACUGAGAAUUCAAUAUCAAGUCAAAAGCAUCUGGAGAAGAAAUCAGACUUUUAUGCAACUGGAUGCUUGUUUGCCCUAUUAUUUUUUAUCACCCUUCUAUACCAAAAUGUGUAUGAGUUGUAUAUUGCCAGAAUAAAUAGUAUUUUCUUCAAAA
Messenger RNA from Vombatus ursinus (common wombat), 8570 nucleotides. RefSeq names its product ArfGAP with RhoGAP domain, ankyrin repeat and PH domain 2 (gene ARAP2). Gene Ontology annotation, molecular function: phosphatidylinositol-3,4,5-trisphosphate binding; GTPase activator activity; protein binding. NCBI's taxonomy places the organism in Eukaryota, Metazoa, Chordata, Mammalia, Diprotodontia, Vombatidae. The record is from RefSeq and is a predicted model, not a curated record. Bases 328 to 5421 code for a protein of 1697 amino acids. Gene Ontology annotation, biological process: signal transduction; positive regulation of GTPase activity. The transcript is spliced from 33 exons.